Molecule: messenger RNA, 1189 nt
Organism: Arachis duranensis
Lineage: Eukaryota; Viridiplantae; Streptophyta; Magnoliopsida; Fabales; Fabaceae
Product: transcription factor bHLH96
Exons: 3
Coding region: 120-956 (278 amino acids)
Biological process (GO): regulation of transcription by RNA polymerase II
Molecular function (GO): DNA-binding transcription factor activity, RNA polymerase II-specific; protein dimerization activity; RNA polymerase II cis-regulatory region sequence-specific DNA binding
Source: RefSeq, a predicted model, not a curated record
UCCAAUCCAAGAGAAGAGAAGAGAAUAGUAUUAGUACCCAAUCAAUCUUCUUCUUCUUCUUCUAAUUAUUAUAUAUAAUAAUAAUAAGAAAGAAGAAGAGGAAGAAGAAUAACAUACACAUGUGCUUGCCUGAGUCAGAGAGAGACAUGGCUCUGGAAGCUGUGUUGUAUACUAAUAACAACAUUCAACAACCACUCCCUUCUUCUUCUUAUGCAAUCAACGACACCAACAACAAGGACUUGGACUUUUUCAACUUCAACAAUGAUACUGGCCUACACUAUUUACUGUCACCGCCACCACCGCCGCCGGAAGAAACAGAAACAACCAUGGAUACCACAUCAACUUGUUCUGAGCGUCCCAAGAGAAGGAGAGGAAAGACAAGAAAGAACAAGGAGGAGAUCGAGAACCAAAGAAUGACUCACAUUGCCGUCGAACGUAACCGACGGAAGCAAAUGAAUGAUUACCUCUCUCUCCUUCGCAAUCUCAUGCCAGAUUCUUACGUUCAAAGGGGCGAUCAAGCGUCCAUAAUAGGGGGUGCUAUUAACUAUGUGAAGGUGCUUGAGCAGAAACUGCAGUUUCUUGCUGCUACUACUAGCGAUGAAGAUGGAGGAUCUGAUCAUACAAAUAACAAAAUUGGAACCAUGCCUUUUUCCGAGUUCUUCGGCUUCCCACAAGUGACAGGGAAUGCUGAUAUUGAAGUAACAAUGGUGGAAAGCCAUGCAAAUCUGAAAAUAAGGUCAAAGAAAAAGCCCAAGCAGCUCUUGAAGAUGGUGUCUAAUUUGCAAGCCAUGCGUCUCACAAUCUUGCAUCUUAAUGUCACCACCACUAACAAUGAUAUUGUCCUCUAUUCUCUCAGCGUUAAGGUGGAAGACGAUUGCAAGUUGGAAUCAGUGGAUGAGAUAGCCACGGCUGUGUGUCAAAUGAUGGAAAACAUUCAACAUGAGUCUGUUGAAUAAUUAGGGAUAUUUAUUUAAUUUGAACUACUAAUCAGCAUUGCUUAUUUUUUUCAAUCAAGACCUUAAUUAUUAGUGAUGGUGAUUAUGAUAUUUCAUUUUUCUUUGGCUAUGUGGCUACUUUAAUUUAUUCUAGGUUUCAAGUUGUACCAAAUUAUUAUUACCUACCUAUAUGUAUGUUAAUACACUGAUUAGUGCCUAGCUAUGUGGAAACCUUGGACAAGUUUUUUGGUUUA